Messenger RNA from Sitodiplosis mosellana (orange wheat blossom midge), 734 nucleotides. RefSeq names its product collagenase-like. Gene Ontology annotation, molecular function: serine-type endopeptidase activity. The record is from RefSeq and is a predicted model, not a curated record. NCBI's taxonomy places the organism in Eukaryota, Metazoa, Arthropoda, Insecta, Diptera, Cecidomyiidae. Gene Ontology annotation, biological process: proteolysis.
AUAGCACCAAUGUUAGCGAACAUUUACUUUUUGCCGAACAAGUUAUCAUACCAAAUACGGCUUGCGCUGCCUACUACGGGAACGAUUUGGAAUUGGUCACCGACAAAGUGAUUUGCAGUUUGAGUGUCAACGUUCGUCAAGGUCCAUGUAUGAAUGAUGCCGGAGGCCCAUUGGUAGUCAAUGAAUUUGGUACCCACACUCUAGUUGGCCUGUUAAGUUUUGUUCACGAAAAAGGUAGUUGCGGACGCCAGGCCACUCCAGCUGCUUUCACGCGCGUAACCAAACAUUUCCAAUGGAUUGAAAAUGUGUCAGGGUAUCAGUUCAGACCUUAGAUUCAGACGCCACAAUAUUUGAUAUUAGCUAUCAUAUGCUUUUCGAAGAAUUCGCGGGUAUUUUUCACAUUCAAACAAUUAUUUAAUAAACUUGUUUCAUUCACAUCAAAUGGUCAAAUCACAUAAACGGCUUGGAAUUCAAUCGAUAAAAUAAUCACAGCAAUUCCAAUUCCUGCAAAUGAGAAUAAAUGUUUUUUUUGCUAAUCUUUGCUUACUCCGAAAGCAAAUACAAGUCAUUUAUCAUCUUUAUCAAUACUGUAUUACUUCGUGACGAAUACUUUUAUCAGUUGUAAGAUAAUGAACGUCUUGGUAUGUUAUAAAACCCAAUGCUUGACUGUAGGUGGAUUUUAGUCAUCUAAUAAAUUGGCAAUGGCAUUUCAAAUCAAUUUUCAAAUGGAAAAA